AUGUCGCUCCACGAUUCGCCGCCUCCGUCACCCACUUUACCUGCAUAUACAUCGUCAUUCAAAUUUUCAAGAGUCUUAAUGCGUCUUCCUCGUAUAUCUCUUUCAAAAUGCCUUAUUGCGUUUUUCUAUCAUUUGAUGUUGUUUUGUAUUUGUUUAAUACCGAUAUUGGUUAUGGUUACUAUAAUCAAAUACAAGAUGAUACCGGAUCAAUACGAUUACUCGCAAGUGACAUUUGAUUGGAAAAUAGAUCCAAGAGGAUAUUUGAUCCCGAUGAAUGGAUCGAUCGGUACGCAUAACGACAGUGGGGGAGUGGAAAUAUUGUUGGAUGGACAUGUGCAUACCACUCGAUCAGAUGGAAAAUUGAGUCCAGAACAGGUUAUUCAAUGGGGAAUAGCUAACGGAUAUAACGCGAUGAUUGUCAGUGAUCACAAUACGAUUAAAGGCGGUCUGGAGGCCAAAGAAAUAGCAGAGACGAAAUAUAACGACUCUAUCAUUAUCAUCCCUGCCGUUGAGUACAGCAAUUGUCGUAUCCAUAUGAACCUAAUUGGCUUAACACAAGACAUCCCAUAUGGCUCAGCUGAACCGUCUGACGAUGAAAUAAAGCAGAUUAUUGAUCUAACGCACGAGUUGGGUGGGCUAGUAUCUGUUAAUCACAUUCCGUGGAGUAACAAGACUGAAAGCGGAUAUGAAGUGGCGACACUACCAAAUCAUCCGACACGCGAACAGUUGGUUGAGUGGGGAGUAGAUGCCUUUGAACUAAUCAACGGCGGAACAUUCGACAUGCAAACCUAUCUGUAUGUCUCCUCCUUGUCGCAUUCUCCUCCAUUAUUUUUUUUAUCGGGAACAGAUCUGCACUACCCGAAUACCCCAGCUUACGCCUGGACGCUUCUUUCAACACCGUCCUUCACCAGCGAAUCCCUUUUUACAACUCUUCGUUCCCGCCCAUCGACAUCGUUUCUUUUCGACCCGGCCGGCACGCGCUUUAUAUCUUAUCCACCUGAACGAUCGUCAUACUACGCUUUACUUCCGCUUAUGGAACUAGCCGAUUACUGGACAAGUUUUUAUGAAGAGAGCCGAGGAAUGUACUCAUUCAUGGGAAGCUUUUGUCAUGAAAGGAAGAUGUAUUAUGUCAAGACAGUAGAAAAGAAAGAAUACGUGGUAGUGGAAAGAGUUGUAACUGAUAGAAGGAUCAUAGAUAAGGAAGAUGGAAUGGGAAGGGAGGCAUUAAGGAAACUGGCAGAACUAAAUGUCUACUACGCGCUCGCCAGAUUACUUUCCUCUUCUCCAACCACGAUCGCAUUCUCCAAACUCGCUCCACAAUUCGCUGUCUCCUCACCUGCAUAUCCAUCGUCAUUCAACUUUUUCAGAUGA
Molecule: messenger RNA, 1371 nt
Organism: Paraglomus occultum
Lineage: Eukaryota; Fungi; Glomeromycota; Glomeromycetes; Paraglomerales; Paraglomeraceae
Source: the annotation of a GenBank genome assembly